This is a messenger RNA of Clupea harengus (Atlantic herring), 1355 nucleotides long. It is a transcript of the gene tmem167b, whose product is annotated as transmembrane protein 167B. The record is from RefSeq and is a predicted model, not a curated record. NCBI's taxonomy places the organism in Eukaryota, Metazoa, Chordata, Actinopteri, Clupeiformes, Clupeidae.
CGACAGUGGAUUGCCCACUCGACAUCUGUAGUCGUAAGGGGUGGAUAGCAUGGAUGGUUGAAACUGACGGGUAAUUCAUUAGAAUCAGAGAGUAACACUAAAUCGCGAAUAUGACAAAUGUAUACUCUUUAGACGGGAUCCUGGUGUUUGGGCUCCUCUUGAUCUGCACGUGUGCAUACCUCAAAAAGGUCCCUCGACUCAACAGCUGGUUGCUGUCAGAGAAGAAGGGGGUGUGGGGCGUCUUUUAUAAAGCGGCGGUGAUCGGGACACGACUUCACAUGGCGGUAGCAUUGUCCUGCCUUUCCAUGGCUUUCUACGUGAUCUUUCUGAAGUGAUGGAGUCAUCCCAUAAUGCAAACACUCUGUGAACUUUGUACCCCGAGUGGCCAGGAGGUGUUGGGGUGGGUCAGGCAAACAUUGCCCCCUUCUGGCCAGUUUGGGGAAAGCCUCCUCACCAAACCUUGAUUCGUCUGAAGUCCUUGAUUCGUACUGCUUACGUCUUUCCUGAAACCAAUCUCUCCCCACACGGAGAAAAAUAUCACAUUCAGGUUCACACAUUCCUGUUGGUUCUUGUCUGAGCAUUCAUUCCCCUUUAAUGAUGAGUACCGGAAAAGAGCCUGACCCGAGGACUGUCAAUCAGGGCAAAGGUUCUGGCCUGUUGAACGGAGAGCUAGAAAUUCAGUCCAAGACAGUAAACUUGACUAUUCAUGUAAAUACUGACUUUAUCACUCUCCUUAUGAUAUGGUAUCUCACUUGAGUACAUAGCAUACCCGCUCAGUCUGUCCUGUUCUGUAUAUUAUACACAUCCAGUAGGGCUGAUGUCCCAUCGCACGGAACGCACAGAGGGAUUGUGGGAUAGCGGUAUCUCUGUUUGGUCCACAAACAUGUGCAGGAGUACUAGUGACUGUUACCAGUGCAGCACCAUUGCCAACAUGUAGUACAGUUUGUGCGAGAAAUCUGCCAGUAGUGUAAAUUGGAAGGGUGUGAUCGUGGCUAUCUGGUGAGAGGAGGUGGACAGUCAAGUGUCACACCAAGCUUAUGUUGAAAUGAGUUGAUAGUUUCUGUCCUGCUUCACUUUUUACUCAUGAACCAAGAGAUGGCUGUGACGGACAGAAGGGCUUAAAAUUGGGACGUUUUAUAACACUUGCAUUGUCAUUCCAUGUAAGUUUGCACCUGUAAACUUGUGCUUUGUAAUUUCUUUCUGAUAUCUGAAUUAUGAAUCCCCCUAUGACUCACUGGUCAUGUACGAGAUUAUCCAUCAAUGGAUCCGCUGUUUCCCCACAAAGACAUGGAUGUUGGAUUGUAAUAUUUGUACAUACAUUGUGAAGCACAGUAAAGAUAUAGUUCAACCCUGAA